Messenger RNA from Thalassophryne amazonica, 1904 nucleotides. RefSeq names its product fascin-like. Gene Ontology annotation, molecular function: actin filament binding; protein-macromolecule adaptor activity. Gene Ontology annotation, biological process: establishment or maintenance of cell polarity; cell migration; actin filament bundle assembly. The record is from RefSeq and is a predicted model, not a curated record. The coding region runs from base 29 to 1516 and encodes 495 amino acids. Gene Ontology annotation, cellular component: cell projection membrane; lamellipodium; cytoplasm. NCBI's taxonomy places the organism in Eukaryota, Metazoa, Chordata, Actinopteri, Batrachoidiformes, Batrachoididae. The transcript has 5 exons.
GCCCUCGCGCGCACACACUGCAGACAUCAUGUCUUCUAACGGCGCGGACGGGGACCUGCUGCAGAUCCCGCUGGGUCUCAUCAACAGCGCGGGGAAGUACCUGACGGCGGAGACGUUCGGCUUCAAGAUCAACGCGUCCGCGGGCAGCCUGAAGAAGAAGCAGACGUGGACCCUGGAGCAGACCGGGGAGGACGGCAGCGCUGUGUUCCUCCUCUCCCACCUGGGCCGCUACCUCGCCGCGGACAAAGAUGGCAACGUGACCGCGGACAGCGAGACGCGGCGCGCGGACUGUCGCUUCGUCAUCACGGCGCACGAGGACGGCCGGUGGUCGCUGCAGUCCGAGGCGCACGGCCGGUACCUGGGCGGCAGCGAGGACCGGAUCACCUGCUUCGCUCAGAGCGCCUCCCCGGCCGAGAGAUGGAGCGUGCACCUGGCCGUGCACCCGCAGGUCGUCCUCUACAGCUUCGCACGGAAGCGCUUCGCCCACCUGAGCGCGCGUGGUGACCGGCAGGAGGUGUGCGCGGACCGGGACGCCCCGUGGGGAGUGGACUCCCUCAUAACGCUGGUGUACCGCGACCAGCGGUACCACCUGGAGACGUGCGACAACCGCUUCCUGCGCAACGACGGCAGCCUGCGCGCCACCACCGACCAGGACACCGGCUACAUGCUGGAGUUCCGCUCGGGGAAAGUGGCGUUCCGCGACUGCACCGGGCGCUACCUGGCGCCCUCGGGCCCCUCGGGGGCCAUGAAGUCCGGCAAGAGCGCGCGCGUGGGUAAGGACGAGCUCUUCGGGCUGGAGCGCAGCCAGGCGCAGGUCGUGGUCACUGCGGGCAACGACAGAAACGUGUCCACGCGACAAGGCAUGGACCUAUCAGCCAAUCAGGAUGAGGAAGGCGACCAGGAGGUCUUCCAGUUGGAGAUGAGCCGUGAAGACAGGAAGUGGGCCUUUAAAACUGCUGCUGGAAAAUACUGGACCCUCACAGCCUCUGGAGGACUGCAGUGCAGCGCCUCUACCAAGUCUGCCAACACUUUCUUUGACCUGGAGUGGCGUGAUGGCCGCGUGUGUGUGCGUGCAGCUAAUGGCAAGUAUGUGACAGCUAAGAAGAAUGGGCAGCUCGCUGCUGCUGUCGACAGCGCAGGAGAGGCUGAGCAGUUCCUGAUGAAGCUGAUCAACCGUCCAAUCAUUGUUCUCCAUGGAGAGCACGGUUUCAUUGGGUUGCGUAAACCGGGAACAGCGACUCUGGAUUCCAACCGAGCGUCCUAUGAUGUUUUCCAGCUGGAGUUCCACAACGGCGCCUACUCCCUCAAAGACUUUCAGGGGAAGUACUGGUGCGUUGGAGACGACACUGCGGUGGUGUGCGGCAGCGGCGCGCCUGUGCAGUUCCUGUUCGAGUUCUGUGACCUCAAUAAGAUGGCAAUUCGUGCCCCCGGAGGGAAGUACCUGAAAGGAGACCACGCUGGGGGGCUGAAGGCCAGCGCUGACACUGUGGAGAGUGCCACCCUGUGGGAGUACUGAGGAAGCACAGGUGCACUUCCCCACAAUGCGACACAAUGCUUCAAACUGUUGGUUGAAACUGUAGGUAGCUGCUUUUUUUGCAUAUGUGUGUGUAAAUGUGAAAUUGAAGUGUGGAGGAUCCUGCAGCUGAUAAACUGGAAGUUUUUGCACCAAAGCACACCACAUGUGUUUUUUCUCUUUGUAUUUGUCGUCAUGUUCGAGAUUUCCAGUGACAUCAUGUUGUGAUUUGAUAAGAGAAAGAAUGAAAGAAAGAAUGUUGUGCCUGAUAUAUUUCAGGAAUAUUGCUAUGAUAACUGUAUUUGUGCUUACUUGUGAUAAUUACUGAUGCAACUCUAAUAACCUGCGAGUUACAGGUGUGUUCUCAAACUGAUGACCUGGGGGCCAGAUG